Molecule: messenger RNA, 1402 nt
Organism: Effrenium voratum
Lineage: Eukaryota; Dinophyceae; Suessiales; Symbiodiniaceae
Source: the annotation of a GenBank genome assembly
AGGGGCGCAAGCAAGCCCCCUCGAGCCAAUGCAGCGAUGGAGCCGAUGCAGCUUACUGCGGAGUACUUCGACAAUGCCACCGCCAAGAUGCAGUCUGCGGUGGAUGGCCUCCUCCGGUCCACGGGCAAGGUAUCCAGCGCCAAGGCAGAAAUCGAGAUCUUUACUCAGGUGGAGGUUGCUCGGCGCUUCAUGAUCGCAGUGCUCUGGGAGGCCACGGACCGCGUCGCACUUCAGGAGAUCUUCGGGGGAGACCUGGCCCGGGUCUGCCGCGUGCGCGCGGUCUUGGAAUACUUGGAGACGCUGAAGCUGACCACUGGCACGCAGCGACUGAACCAAUGCAUGAUGGCGUGCCACUCCAUCGAGGAUGUGCUCGCAGAUCUCGGAUUCUCCCGGGCGCUGCGGGAAAUGCAGGAGCUGCAGACCAAGGCAAUGGCGAGCCGCUUUGAAGCAGCCACCGCGGAGGCGCGAUCAGGGGGCGCGCUGGCGUCGCCAGCUUCUGCGCCAGUGGAGAGCGUGCCAGAGACACCAACUCCCAGCACCGACGACGUCGACGCGUUGGACGAUGUGUCGGAUGCCUCGGCACAAGUCGCUGCACCCGCUUCCACUGGGGAGGACUUCUUCGUGGGUGCCGGGGAGAUCUUGGAGGGCUUCUCAGACUCUGAUGGCACUCCGGAAGAAGAGGCCCACAGCUUCUCCAAGCGCCUCGUGGACUUCGGCUCCGGCUUGGCCUCCACGGCAGGCUAUGCUCUCAGCGAAGCCCGGUCCAGGGCAUCAGAGAUGGCCCAACGUGCCGAUAGACAGCUGGGGAUAUCGGAGACCUUCUCGCGGCGGCGACUGGUUGGAACGUCUGAGGGAGGCUCUGGGAGCCUAAUCGUGGAAGUGGUGAGCGUUUCAGACUUAGGCGCCUCAGAGUAUCGACGCUUGGGUGACCUGACCGCAAACUUUGCCGCGGACACGGGGGUCACCAAAAAGCGCCCGCGGAAGGUCUACGUGGCGCUUCAGCUGGGCAACAGCAAGGUGCGAUCUCAAGCCAAGCGCCUGGAGAACGACACUGGCCGGGACUUCGGGUCGAGGCACUUGCUGAGCCUCACGGAGUCACAGAGGACCCUGGUCGUCCGAGUCUUCGACAAGCGGAAGGUUCACCUCGGGAUCCUGGGGGAUCCGCUGGUGGGAGAAGGCAGCUUGGCCUUCCCCGCAGUCUUGGGGCCCGGCAUCGCCCGAGGUGAGGUCCAGUUGAAGCGUGGGCAGCAAGUAAAUGGCCAAGUGCUCCUCAAGUACAAGUUGGUGGACCUGGAUUUCGAGGACGGUUGAGACUGUCUGACAGUCUGAGUCGCGUAUGCCACGGUGGCUCGCUCCAGGCUUGUUUCACUGUGUCCUAGGUGUCCAUUUGCUUAAGGCCUUA